This is a messenger RNA of Adineta steineri, 990 nucleotides long. The record is from the annotation of a GenBank genome assembly. NCBI's taxonomy places the organism in Eukaryota, Metazoa, Rotifera, Eurotatoria, Adinetida, Adinetidae.
AUGUCAUCUAACAAUAGCACAAGCAUUACAUUAGCAAUUCUUCAACUUCAAAGCGCUUUUCGAUAUCCAAGCCUUAUUUUAGGCUUUACUCUAUUAAUUGGUGGUGUAUUAGGAAAUAUUCUUAAUAUCAUAGUCUUCAUUAAAGCUGGAAAUUACAAGAACAAUGCAUGUUCACUUUACAUGUUUGUUCGUACUUUUUUUGAUCUCUAUGUUCUUCUUGUUGGUCUAACCACUCGAAUUCUUAGUACAGGCUUUCAAAUGGAUUUUACUUUAAUAAAUCGAAUUUGGUGUAAAACUCGCGUAGGUUUUCUUGAUAUUAAUAGUCAAAGUUCAUAUACUAUGAUUUGCUUACAAGCUAUUGAUGCUUUCAUGUGUUCUUCUCCAUCAGUUGGUAUACGACAGAUGAGUAAUAUUCGAAUAGCACGAUAUUUAAUAAUUGGUACUCUUUGUUUUUGGCUUACUCAUGAGAUACCCUAUUUCAUCUUUCAAGAUCUUGUUGUUACAGGAGGUAUCCCGAUGUGUAUCGGAACAAAUGCAAUAUUUACUCAAUAUCGUAGUUAUUUCGUUGCUCAAUGUAUUGUCACUAUUAUUCCUAUCAUAGUCAUCUCUAUUUUUGGGUUUCUUACUGUCCGACAUAUGAAAACUAUUGGUGUAACUAGAUUACUUUCUUCUCUUACUAGACAAACAAUUAGUAUGGUAUUAUUUCAAAUAUUUGCUGCAUUAGUUUUCAAUGGCCCAAAUGCCGCUUCGCUAACUUACUCAAUCAUUACAGCAGAUGUAGUUAAAGAUACUUAUAGGCGAGCAGUGGAACAGUCAAUUACUUCAUUUAUUGCUACUUAUUCUUAUGGUCCAUAUGCAAGUUCAUUUUAUUGUUAUUGUUUAUCAAAAAGAUUUCGACAUCAGUUGACCGUUUCUCUCAAAGAACUCGUUUUUGGUAUACAUAUGAAUCGGGUAUUUCCAAAUACUCAAAGAAUUCGUAGUCAUGAUUAA